AUGGCCACCUACGAAACCGACCCGGAGAUCGGCUUCGAUCAGGACGACCCUAGGUACUGGCAUGCCCUCCACGUCAACCUGCACCAUGCAAUCUUAGAAAAGGACAUGGCCGAAGUCAAGCGCCUGUUGAGCUUGGGAGCCGACAUCAAUCUCAAAACUGAGCAUGGCUACACUGCACUGGAUUGGGCGGACCAUCUGAAGAACUUGGAAGUCGCCAAGUGCCUUCUUCAGACCAUGAACAUAAAAUUGCACGGAUAUGUCGAAAUCCUCAAGUAUAUCCGUGCCAAACGCCCGAUCAUUGUGCGCGCUCUCCUGGAGAUGGGGGUCACUGACAUGCUCACCAAAAACAAGCGUUUCCACAGAGGUUUGAUCCUGCAAGCUUGCCGGAUCGGCCAUCCGACUAUACUCCAGAUGCUGAUCAACUGCAUUCCCGGCUACAUGAUAACCGACUACAAGCAAGUGUACCUGCAAGUAGCGGCGUCUGAGCAUAACGACGAUGUCCUGGAAAUACUGCGCGCGAGGGCUCGUCAGGAAGAGGCGUGGAGAAAGAACUACUUCAGGCCCAAGACCUCUGUGACCCCGGUUCAGCUGCCGCCAAGAGACCUAGAGUACGAGAAGAUCUUCGAUGAGUACAUCAACCCGGACGCGUAUCUUCCCUGA
Molecule: messenger RNA, 660 nt
Organism: Aspergillus fischeri NRRL 181
Lineage: Eukaryota; Fungi; Ascomycota; Eurotiomycetes; Eurotiales; Aspergillaceae
Product: ankyrin repeat domain-containing protein
Exons: 3
Coding region: 1-660 (219 amino acids)
Molecular function (GO): protein binding
Source: RefSeq, a predicted model, not a curated record